Molecule: messenger RNA, 351 nt
Organism: Trichomonas vaginalis G3
Lineage: Eukaryota; Parabasalia; Trichomonadida; Trichomonadidae
Product: protein disulfide oxidoreductase protein
Exons: 1
Coding region: 1-351 (116 amino acids)
Source: RefSeq, a predicted model, not a curated record
AUGGAUCCCCAAAACAUAAAUAACUUUGCUGGAAAUUAUGAAGAUCUAUGCCAAGCUGUAAAUAAUGCGUCUGGGCUAGUAGUUGUUUCUUUCUAUGCAACAUGGAAUCCAACUUGUACUCAUUUAAAUGAAAAACUUCCAGGUCUUGCUCGCGAAUUGCCAAGAAUAACAUUUUUUAGAGUAAACACAGAAGAAGCCGUUGAAUUAAUAGCUCAUUAUGGUAUAUGUUCAAUUCCACAAAUCAAAUUCUUUAAAGGAAGUCCAGGAAACCAAAUCCAAGAAUUAGCAACAAUAAUUGGCGUAGAUAUACCUCAAAUCAAAGCAAAAAUUCAACAAAUUACUGCAAAUUAA